GCGUUGCAAUAGUAAACUACAAACAUCGCCGCCACACAAAUGUCUAUUCUACCUUCUAUUGCUAUAACGGUAAUGGUAAAUACCGGUGUUAUAUAUUAAUGUAGUCUUCCAAACAGUUGUUUUAUAGAAUAGUAGAACUGUAUUAGACAGUUGAAAUCCACGCCAACGUUUGUUUUAAUUAUUUACCACAUGAUGCCGGUGAUGUAUUGAAGUGUAUUUUAUCUAUCUGAAUAGCAUACGAGUAGUUUGUUACAGCGCAGGCUAUUCUGAUGGGUGAAAUUCGCCUAUCUGAGUAGUAAACAGCGUGCUACUCCCGUCGGAAUAGCGUAGUGUAUUUAUCUUUCGUAAUUUCCGUUUGUCAGUGGCCCAUUUACUCUACUGACAGUGUAUACUGACCCGACAUGUCGACAGACUAUAACCAGUUUAAUAUUAAUGUAUAGUCAAAGGCGAAGAAUGACUUCAGUCUGUACUUGACAGACAUAGUUAGCUGGUGUCUAAAAGCCGGAAGUACGGAUGAGAGGGAGAACGUAAGCCCUGUGUUUUGUACGGAGGGCGGGAAACGUGUGUUACUGAAUAACAAGAAGGCUAUUGAGUCAGUUUUCCAAUAAAAUGAGCCGUGUUCUGAACGCCAUCGUGGCCGUUUGUCCGGAUUUCGGUAUAGGAAAAAAUGGAACGCUGCCCUGGCAUCCGAUUAAUCUCAGAAAUGAAAUGAAACAUUUCCAAACCAUGACACAGACUUCACCUGUUGAAGGUAAACAGAACGUGGUGAUCAUGGGUAGAAAGACGUGGUUUUCCAUCCCAGAGAACCAUAGACCUUUGCGAAACAGAAUCAACAUUGUCCUCAGCAGACAGUACAAAGCGCCACCUACAGGAGCUCAUUACCUGGCAGCAGACUUCAGCUCAGCUAUCAGGCUGGUUGAAACAAAGCUGUCAGACCAGGCUGACCAGAUCUGGGUCAUUGGAGGAAAUUCAGUCUAUAAGGAGAUGAUGGAGGAACCAGGAACUAAGAGACUCUUAGUCACUCGAAUAAUGAAGCAGUUUGACUGUGAUACAUACUUCCCACCAAUAACUCCUGACAAAUUCCGUCUCCUGCCUCAGUUUCCAGGAGUUUCUAUGGAGCUGCAGGAGGAACAGGGGGUCCAGUACAGAUAUGAAGUUUAUGAGAGCAUCGAAAACUGAGAGAGAGAAAAAACUGUCUCACUGUCAUUACAUAAAUGUACAGCCAGAAAAAUGUAUAUCCGGGACUGUGUGAUUUCCACAGUUUGAUGUUGAAUAAAAUUGUUCAUAAACAAA
Molecule: messenger RNA, 1293 nt
Organism: Cynoglossus semilaevis (tongue sole)
Lineage: Eukaryota; Metazoa; Chordata; Actinopteri; Pleuronectiformes; Cynoglossidae
Gene: dhfr
Product: dihydrofolate reductase
Exons: 6
Coding region: 610-1179 (189 amino acids)
Biological process (GO): folic acid metabolic process; tetrahydrofolate biosynthetic process; dihydrofolate metabolic process
Cellular component (GO): mitochondrion
Molecular function (GO): dihydrofolate reductase activity; NADP binding
Source: RefSeq, a predicted model, not a curated record